Molecule: messenger RNA, 569 nt
Organism: Oxyura jamaicensis (ruddy duck)
Lineage: Eukaryota; Metazoa; Chordata; Aves; Anseriformes; Anatidae
Gene: TOMM6
Product: translocase of outer mitochondrial membrane 6
Exons: 3
Coding region: 37-246 (69 amino acids)
Cellular component (GO): mitochondrial outer membrane translocase complex
Source: RefSeq, a predicted model, not a curated record
CCGGAAGCGACGCCAGAGGGCGGUGGCAGUGACAAGAUGGCGGCGAGCGGCGCGGUGGCUGCGGGCGGCCCGGCGGUCCCUCGGCAGGGCCUGGGGGGGUGGCUGCGGGGGCUGCUGCGCUUCGCCGCCGACAGGAACGACUUCCGCAGGAAUCUGCUGCUCAACCUGGGGCUGUUCGCCGCCGGCGUGUGGGUGGCCCGCAACCUGACGGACAUCGACCUCAUGGCCCCGCAGCCCGCGGCGUAGCGGCGGGAAGGCUCAGACCUGCAUGGCCGAGGAGUUCGCCAGGACCGCAAGCGCUGUGUGUAGCAGUUACAAGUUCCAAUACGCCCACGAGAGCAGCUCCUGUUCUCUGCAGAGCUCCUACUCUUACAUCAAACGUGUCCUGCUCAAAGCAAUGACAAUGGGGAAGAACUCAAGUAUGGAAGAGAGAAUUCCUGUUCAAUUCAUUCCACGAGGAAUUGAGAAUAGUCUCCUUGAAGAUGUGAAGCCCUUGCACGCAGAAUUUUUUUCUGUAUCACCAUCUAGAUGUCUAAUUUAAUAUUAAAGUAUGUAGAAUAACGACACGA